AUGUCGCUGUACGUCAGGGGUCCCGACUUCUCGGUGACCAAGCAGAAGGCCCUCGAAGAUGCAAAGAAGAUGCAAGCCGCGGUGGAUGAGGUGGUGACCAAAGCAGGCCAAGACAAGCCGCCUUACCUUCUCAACGAACUCAUCGGCAAAGGAAGUUUCGGCCGGGUUUACAAAGCCACCGACAUCAAUACGAGUAUGCUCGUCGCGGUCAAAAUCAUCGAUAUCGAGGAAAGCGAUACUGUUAACCCGAAACUUGCCGAUACCUUCAAAGAAUUUUUGGCUGAGGUCAACGCCUUGAAACUUCUCAGUGACAGUGGCGCAAAGAAUAUCAACCAUGUCAUCGACGCGUUACCUGUCGGCCAGUCCAUGUGGAUGAUCACCGAGUACUGCGCUGGAGGAAGUGUGGCAACGCUCAUGAAGCCGACUGCCCCGGGCGGUCUUCAAGAGAAGUGGAUCAUUCCGAUUCUCAGGGAGGUUGCCGAGGCUGUAUUCUGGGUUCAUGGCCAGGGCAUCAUUCAUCGAGACAUCAAGUGCGCCAACGUUCUGGUCACCGAGGCCGGCGGUGUGCAGCUUUGCGAUUUCGGCGUUGCUGGUGUUAUCGAGACCAAAUUCGACAAAAGAUCAACAUUCAUUGGCACCCCACACUGGAUGGCUCCGGAACUUUUCGAUCAAUCAACAUCGUACGGUACAGAAGUGGACAUCUGGGCGUUCGGGUCGAUGGUAUAUGAGAUCGCUUCCGGUCUACCGCCGAACGUUAUGGCGGGGAUCGACGUCUAUCAACUUGGGAACUACAUCAAAGCUCAUACGCCGCGAUUGGAGGGUGAUCAGUACUCCGACCAGCUGAAGGACCUUGUGGGUUACUGUUUACAGGAAGACCCCUCGAAGCGGCCAACAAUCGAAGCCGUCCAGAAGCACCCUUAUAUCGCCAACACAGCUCAGCAGUAUCCUGCCUCGUCACUUGCACUUUUGGUCAGAGGUUUCAAACUGUGGGAGUCACAAGGCGGUAGUCGAAAGUCUCUCUUCGCCCCGGGAGGCGCACAAAAUGUCUACGAUACGGAUGAUUCAGAUUUCUCGUCAACCGCGCUGGCGAACGAUGAGUGGAAUUUCAGCACGACGAUGGCAUUCGAUCAACAAGUCUUCCAAAACACAGAUGCCCAGGCAGUCUACGAUGUGUAUGGCUCAAACGUAGAAUUUGAUCCUGGAUUUCUGGAUGAGAUGUCGAGAGCCAAGCCCAAAGGGCGCAGAAGGCCGCCGCCUCAACAACUUGCCGCCAUGAAGGCUCCUCUGGAGAAAGUGUUCGACCCAAACACGAUAUCCAACUACGAAGACAACUCUCGGGCUUACUACGGGAGACCGAUUCCACCGCCAACCUCUGAUCUCCCUCUGAGGGAUGAUUCCCUCCAGUCAAUGACUGUGAGAGAGUCUCUCAUCGACCUUGAUGCAUCUCUCAAUGGCAGCAACCUUGCUAAUUUCGUCGAUAUGAACACCAUAAAGGCCGGUGCACCACGCGUUUCAGUCGAUUAUCACAUGGGAGAUGAGCCAGACUUUAACAAGCCGCCCUUGAGUGACCCGGCCGACCUGAACCCCAACAGGAGAACCCAGGACUGGAAAUUUCCAUCCAUGGCGCCGCCAGCUUCUGCCAACCCCGAAAUGUCCCGGUUCCCCUUCAACGAGGAACGUUCUGAACGUUCGGGGCCUAACUCGGCAUCCCGGCCCCAAAUGUUCCAUCACCAGACCGAUCCUGUUCCCGCCCCUAAUUAUGGCGGCGACUUGAUGGUCCCGCGAUCGAACUCCCAGAUGAACAACCGAGAAUCGUCGGGAAGCUUGAUCGACCUCGAUGAUCUUAUGGUUCCGCAGGCCAAUAACAACAAUAACCGCAUUUCGACUGGCAGUCUGAUUGACCUCGACAUGGGUCUCGCUGAACCAAUGCCGGACCUCACUCGGCCAUCGACGGCCAACUCUGAUGUUGCCUCAGUAAGCGGCUCCGAGGCUGGUCUUGCAAACCCGUUCGAUUUGGAACGCCAUGCCUCCAUGUAUAUUCCGACAUCCAACCGAGAACCGUCCAUCUACGUCCCCGCGGGAGAUCGCGAACCUUCUAUCUAUGUCCCAGCCGGCGAUCGCGAACCCUCUAUCUACGUUCCAGCCGGAGACCGCGAACCCUCGCUCUACAUCCCGACAUCCGAUCGCGAGCCUUCUCUCUACAUCCCGACAUCCAACCGCGAACCUUCCAUCUACGUCUCCGAUGACUCUGACUACGCUAGGAGCAUUCCCAAGGACGACGAUAUGGGCCUCGUCGAUCUCAACCUGGCCGAGGCCAGCGGCACUAUCCGCCCUUCCAACGGCCAGGCAGGCCUGCGGCUCAACACACAUCAGUCUUUCAACAGCGCAGACUAUUCCGACCCGGAGUUCCUCACACCUCAGCAGGCCGCGCAACCUACCUUCCCUUCAGGCAUCCCGCGGUCAACAAACAGGGGCUCUGUGCCGUUGCCGCUGCCGCCCCCUCCAGCGCCACCGUCAGUGGAGGUUAUGCAGGGCUCGGCCAGCGCGGAUGCUGUGAAGGAGGAGCUGAGAAGGAUGGCCAUGAGUCUCGGCGAGCACUUGAGCCACGCGAAUCAGUACUUUUCCACGCUGCCUGUGCGUAGGGGUGGUAGACAAGAUGUGGUUGGUGAGACCGCGUAA
This is a messenger RNA of Colletotrichum karsti, 2679 nucleotides long. RefSeq lists its product as uncharacterized. The record is from RefSeq and is a predicted model, not a curated record. Gene Ontology annotation, biological process: protein phosphorylation. The transcript has a single exon. Gene Ontology annotation, molecular function: ATP binding; protein kinase activity. Bases 1 to 2679 code for a protein of 892 amino acids. NCBI's taxonomy places the organism in Eukaryota, Fungi, Ascomycota, Sordariomycetes, Glomerellales, Glomerellaceae.